Castor canadensis (American beaver) is the source of this 1689-nucleotide messenger RNA. RefSeq names its product tropomodulin 1 (gene Tmod1). Gene Ontology annotation, biological process: myofibril assembly; pointed-end actin filament capping; muscle contraction. Gene Ontology annotation, molecular function: tropomyosin binding. Gene Ontology annotation, cellular component: cytoskeleton; myofibril; striated muscle thin filament. Lineage: Eukaryota; Metazoa; Chordata; Mammalia; Rodentia; Castoridae. The record is from RefSeq and is a predicted model, not a curated record.
GGGAGCUCGUCCAGCCCCGCGCUCCGCUCGCCCUCCCGCCCGCCGCCCGCGCUCGCCCCGCCACCGCCCGCUCCCGAGCCGGCCCCGCCGCUCUGCGUCCCGGUCAUUCAUAGAUCAACACAGAAGCUGAGAAGGCAAACUCUUUGUUCUUCUACAAUGUCCUACAGACGAGAGCUAGAGAAAUACCGUGACCUGGAUGAGGAUGAGAUCCUGGGAGCCCUCACCGAGGAGGAGCUCAGGACACUGGAAAAUGAGCUGGAUGAGCUGGACCCUGAUAAUGCUCUGCUGCCUGCAGGCCUGAGGCAGAAGGACCAGACCACCAAGGCGCCCACAGGCCCCUUUAAGAGAGAGGAGCUCUUGGAUCACUUGGAAAAGCAAGCAAAGGAGUUUAAGGACCGAGAAGACCUGGUCCCCUACACGGGGGAGAAACGAGGAAAGAUCUGGGUCCCCAAGCAGAAGCCAAUAGAUCCUGUGCUAGAAACUGUGACACUGGAGCCAGAGCUGGAGGAGGCCUUAGCAAAUGCCUCAGAUGCAGAACUCUGUGACAUUGCAGCUAUCUUGGGCAUGCACACACUCAUGAGCAAUCAGCAGUACUACCAGGCCUUGGGCAGCAGCUCCAUCGUGAACAAGGAGGGACUCAACAGUGUGAUUAAACCUACACAAUACAAGCCUGUGCCUGAUGAAGAACCAAACUCAACAGAUGUAGAGGAAACGCUAGAGCGGAUAAAGAACAAUGACCCAGCACUUGAAGAAGUUAACCUCAAUAAUAUCCGGAAUAUUCCCAUACCCACCCUCAAGGCAUAUGCAGAAGCCCUGAAAGAAAACUCCUAUGUGAAAAAGUUCAGCAUCGUUGGGACCCGAAGCAAUGACCCUGUGGCAUUUGCCCUUGCUGAAAUGCUCAAGGUGAACAAGGUAUUGAAGACACUGAACGUGGAGUCCAACUUCAUUUCCGGAGCUGGGAUCCUGCGUCUGGUGGAAGCUCUUCCACACAACACUUCUCUGGUGGAACUGAAAAUCGAUAACCAGAGCCAGCCCCUGGGCAACAAAGUAGAAAUGGAGAUCGUGAGCAUGUUGGAGAAAAAUGCAACACUUCUUAAAUUUGGCUACCACUUUACCCAGCAGGGGCCCCGGCUUCGGGCGUCCAAUGCCAUGAUGAACAACAACGACCUUGUGAGGAAGAGGAGGCUUGCAGAUCUGACGGGGCCCAUCAUUCCCAAGUGCCGCAGCGGUGUCUAGUGUGCGGAGGUGACACCCACGCCUUUGAACUGGACAUGUUCUACUGACAAUGUGUGCUCCGCAGUGGAAACCAGGAGGCAAAAUGCUGGCACAAAACUCGUUUGUGGUUCAGUUCCUUAUGCACUAAGGUUUUAGGUUAACUAGUGGUUGUAGUUGACAAUUUUAUAAAAUAUGGUUAAUGUGAACUUUUUCUUUAGCCACAGAAGUUCAGUCUGGUUAUUAUUUAAAAACUAAGAAGCCCUCAAACUGGCAGAUCUUAACUGCAGAUGACAUGACAGUUGCAAUGACUUAACCCCAGGGGCCCGGAUCAGUGGCCUUGCUGUAUGGUGUUUCAGGUAUAUUCGCAACAUGGACACAUAAACACAGAACACUCUUCCUCCUGGUUUGAACUAUUACAAAAUGCUUUAUUACAAAUUUGAUCUUAGCUAUUCAGCAAAAAGAACAGAUAAUCUU